AUGGCAUCAGAGCUGGCAAUGAGCAACUCCGACCUGCCCACCAGUCCCCUGGCCAUGGAAUAUGUUAAUGACUUCGAUCUGAUGAAGUUUGAAGUGAAAAAGGAGCCGGUGGAGCCCGAUCGCAGCAUCAGCCAGUGCAGCCGCCUGGUCGCCGGGGGAUCCCUGUCUUCCACCCCGAUGAGCACGCCUUGCAGCUCGGUUCCCCCCUCACCAAGCUUCUCGGCGCCCAGUCCGGGAUCAGGGAGCGAACAGAAGGCGCACUUGGAGGAUUUCUACUGGAUGACCGGGUACCAACAGCAGUUGAACCCCGAGGCUCUGGGCUUUAGCCCGGAGGACGCCGUAGAGGCGCUGAUCAGCAGCAGUCACCAGCUCCAGACCUUCGAUGGCUAUGCCAGGGGGCAGCAGUUCGGCGGCGCAGCCGGGCCAGGAGGCGCCAUGGCCGGAGAGGAGAUGGGAUCAGCGGCCGCCGUGGUGUCCGCGGUUAUCGCUGCAGCCGCCGCUCAGAACGGGGCACCCCACCACCACCACCAUCACCACCACCACCACCACGCAGGGGCACACCACCCCUCCUCCGGGUCUCAGUCCGGCGGCGGCGCAGGGGGAAACCACCAGCACCUGCGCCUGGAGGAUCGCUUCUCGGACGAGCAGCUGGUAACCAUGUCGGUUCGGGAACUGAACCGGCAGCUCCGGGGGGUCAGCAAGGAAGAGGUGAUCCGCCUGAAACAGAAGAGGAGGACACUAAAGAACAGAGGCUAUGCCCAGUCCUGCCGCUACAAGCGGGUCCAGCAGCGGCACGUCCUGGAGGGGGAGAAGACGCAACUCAUGCAGCAGGUGGACCACCUCAAGCAGGAGAUCUCCCGGCUGGCCAGGGAGAGAGACGCCUACAAGGAGAAAUACGAGAAGCUCAUCAGCACUGGCUUCCGAGAAAACGGAGGCUCCGGCAGCGACAACAACCCCUCAUCCCCGGAGUUUUUCAUGACAUCAAGAAAGUUCCUCCACCUGUGAUAAAGAGCUCUGACGUCUCCGUCCCACAACCCGGGAGUCUGAGAUAUCAUAAGACUGGACUGCUGAUGUUCCAAGAGCAACCUACGGCACUCAGACUGCCAUAAAGCACAAUGUCCAAACAGCGGCUUCAGGGCAACCAAACCACCGCAACACCGAAGCCAGAG
Molecule: messenger RNA, 1169 nt
Organism: Cheilinus undulatus (humphead wrasse)
Lineage: Eukaryota; Metazoa; Chordata; Actinopteri; Labriformes; Labridae
Gene: mafb
Product: v-maf avian musculoaponeurotic fibrosarcoma oncogene homolog b (paralog b)
Exons: 3
Coding region: 1-1005 (334 amino acids)
Biological process (GO): regulation of transcription by RNA polymerase II
Cellular component (GO): nucleus
Molecular function (GO): DNA-binding transcription factor activity, RNA polymerase II-specific; RNA polymerase II cis-regulatory region sequence-specific DNA binding
Source: RefSeq, a predicted model, not a curated record